Messenger RNA from Botrytis fragariae, 468 nucleotides. Its product is annotated as putative domain containing protein. The coding region runs from base 1 to 468 and encodes 155 amino acids. The record is from RefSeq and is a predicted model, not a curated record. The transcript is spliced from 2 exons. Lineage: Eukaryota; Fungi; Ascomycota; Leotiomycetes; Helotiales; Sclerotiniaceae.
AUGGAUCAAUCAAUACCAGACCACUACGCAGCUCUUGGAAUUUCACACGAUGCUGUUGCGCAAGAUAUAAAAAAUGCUUUCUUCGCUUUGGCUAAAACCUACCACCCUGAUAAAAACAAUGGUGGGCCAACGAAGGAAUUUAUAAAGGUCAGAACUGCGUACGAAGUGUUAUCUGAUAAAGAUCAGCGAAGUAUUUACGAUCGACAGUAUGAGAAAGUAAUAAGUAACGCGGGAUCUCAAACAUCAAAGGCACCGGGUAACUAUACGUACGAGGGGAAGCGAGAAAGACGCUACUCCUAUAGGAAGGGAUCGAGCGAAAGCGAAGCCGCAAAUAAUGCGGAAGCAAAAGAGGCAGAGUACAAAAGAAAGGUUGAGGAAGAUAAUGCCAGGAGAGCAAGCGAAUCGUUGGAUUCUCUCAUGAAAGAGUUGGAGCGAAUUUCUGGGCGUUUUGAAAGAAGGGAAUACUGA